GGGGCUUCUUGUGCUUGACUGGUGCUCAGAGGGUGUGGUGACUUUAACAGUGUCUGGUGUUGCUCCUCCUGCCUCCGCUCUCAGCAGGAACCAGAAUCCUGCCUGCUCUGAGACUCUGAGGCUUCAGAACCUAGCCAAAGCUGGAGGAGUUGAAGACCAGAGCCCAGAAAGUGGAUUGGGACUGUUCUCGUGAGUGAUAGUGGGGUCCUCUCACCUGUACCUGUGAGCCACCGCGAAUAAGCAGAGACUGGAGCAGUGACCACACUGGAGUUCUUCUGGCGAGGGAUAAGGGGAUGAAGGAGAAAAACAAAGGCCAGUGAGCGAGCACGGGAGCGAGCAAGCGAGCAGCGCACUCUUGUGGAGGCUCACAACACCCUCCCUUUGCCUACCCACAAUGUGUCAGUCAGAGAAGCCGCAAGGACCAGAGCUCCAAGCAGCAGUGAAAUGGUUGCACUUCCCCCAGCUGGCCCUACGGCGGAGGCUAGGCCAGCUUAGCUGCAUGUCCAGACCUGCUCUGAAACUGCGCUCCUGGCCCCUGACCAUCCUCUACUACCUCCUGCCCUUCGGUGCCCUCAGGCCCCUCAGCCGGGUGGGAUGGAGGCCCAUGAGCAGGGUGGCUCUGUACAAGUCGGUGCCAACACGUUUGCUGUCACGUGCCUGGGGUCGCCUGAACCAGGUGGAACUUCCAUACUGGCUGCGGAGGCCGGUGUACAGCCUGUAUAUCUGGACCUUUGGAGUGAACAUGACAGAGGCUGCUGUGGAGGACCUGCACCACUACCGAAACCUCAGCGAGUUCUUCCGGCGUAAGCUGAAGCCUCAGGCACGGCCUGUCUGUGGCUUGCACAGUGUGAUCAGCCCAUCAGAUGGCAAGAUCCUCACCUUUGGGCAGGUGAAGAACUGUGAAGUGGAGCAGGUAAAGGGCGUAACCUACUCUCUGGAGUCAUUCCUGGGCCCUCGAGCCUAUGCAGAGGAUACACCCUUCCCUCCAGCCUCCUCCCGUGACUCCUUCAGGAACCAGUUGGUCACCCGGGAAGGGAAUGAGCUCUACCACUGUGUCAUCUACCUGGCCCCUGGAGACUACCACUGCUUCCACUCCCCUACCGACUGGACUGUCUCACAUCGGCGUCACUUCCCAGGUUCCUUGAUGUCAGUGAACCCUGGCAUGGCUCGAUGGAUCAAAGAGCUCUUCUGUCACAAUGAGCGUGUGGUCCUGACUGGCGACUGGAAACAUGGGUUCUUCUCGUUGACGGCAGUGGGAGCCACCAAUGUGGGCUCUAUCCGCAUCUACUUUGACCGAGACCUGCACACAAACAGCCCCAGAUACAGCAAGGGUUCCUACAAUGACUUGAGCUUUGUAACACAUGCCAACAAGGAGGGUGUUCCCAUGCGCAAGGGCGAGCACCUAGGCGAGUUCAACUUGGGCUCUACUAUUGUGCUCAUCUUUGAGGCACCCAAGGACUUCAACUUCAGACUGAAGGCAGGGCAGAAGAUCCGCUUUGGGGAAGCACUGGGCUCCCUCUAGUCUUCUUGGUUGUGACUGCCAAGGGAUCUUUUCGACACAGGAGCAUGAGGGUCUUCAGAGGCACCUCAGGCUGUCUGGGUGGGGCACUCUGGGGGCUGACCUGGUAGGACCUGAAUGAUUUGUUCCUGCUUGUCCAGAGGUGCAGAGGAGAGGUUUGGGAUCUAGGCCCCUUUACAGAGUGGGUAUGAUUUGACCUCACAAUCACUUUGAGGGUUUUUUUGUUUUGUUUUGUUUUUUUUUAAUUUUGUUUAAGUCGGAGAUGCUACAUCUCUGGCUGAGUAUUGUGAGAACGGUUAUGUGCUACAACAUCCUAGCUGCUCCCCCCACCUGUCUCAGGGUCUUCUUCUGUCAGCCCCUUUGUUCUUUCUGAUUUAGCUUCCUUGGCACAGGCUGUGGAUCCACCCUCUUCCUAGAGCAGGCCACAUGGCCUUCACAACUGCUUUCUGCUCCCAAACCCACCCCUCUGCUGCUGAAGUAAAACCAUUUCUAUGUUGUUGAAUGUGUUGACCUAGCCUCUGCCAGUAUCUUCUGAGGACAGUGACUAAUGAUUCUGACCUUCCAGAGCUGGCUGAGUUCUUCUGCUGGUAGGCAAGACCGAUUAUUGACUUGCCGGGUAGUGUACAGAGUGAGGGGGCAGGUAGAGGGAGGCCCAGCCCUGCAGGAAGUAGGGACAUGCUGCUAUUGGUCUAGGGGCUGUGUUGGAGGCAAAGGGUAUGGUGGUCAGCGCCUACAAAACCUGUUCCAAGUAGCAGCCAGGUAUGCAACCCAUGGGGAAGCCAGUGGUAGAGACAAGGCCAGAUUUCAUGUUGAUCUUAGGGAUGCCAUGAAUUUCUCCUGCAGGAGAAAUCAUUGAACUUUUCAACUGUAUCAGUAGUACAAUAUUUUGUUUGAAAAGUAGGAGACUUCUGAACAGUAAUUCAUUUAAUUGCAAGACAUUUUGAAAUAAAAAAAAUCCCCAAACCAUUGUAA
Messenger RNA from Myodes glareolus (Bank vole), 2491 nucleotides. It is a transcript of the gene Pisd, whose product is annotated as phosphatidylserine decarboxylase. Gene Ontology annotation, cellular component: mitochondrion. Gene Ontology annotation, biological process: phosphatidylethanolamine biosynthetic process. Gene Ontology annotation, molecular function: phosphatidylserine decarboxylase activity. The record is from RefSeq and is a predicted model, not a curated record. Lineage: Eukaryota; Metazoa; Chordata; Mammalia; Rodentia; Cricetidae.